AUGGACUAUUUGUGCGAUGAGGUUUUUGUCGUCAAACAAGUAGACCCAGAGGGAAAGAAAUUCGACAGGGUUUCCCGCAUAAUUUGUGACAGUGAAAACUAUGCACUCUCCCUCUCUCUUGAUGUAGCCUCUGAACUGUAUGUCCUUAACCAAAAGGAUCGUUUUCAUCUCGUCCUUUCCUCGUCCUUGACACCCAGGGCUGUGGAUCACAAGCUGGCGUCAGCCAACCAAGCAGCCAUUCUUCCAGAGGGAUUUUACGAUCCAGAGCUUUCGCUCCCACCAUCAGCUCGAACUCGACUUGGCACGUCGCUUGCAGAUAAGUUUGAUUACGUAAUGUAUGGCAAAAUUUAUAAGGCCGAAGAGGCAUCCCCGAAUUCAGGCCACAUGUCCAUUUUUGUUUCGUUCGGAGGUCUCUUGAUGAAACUCAAGGGCGAUCCUAAACAUUGGAGGGCAUUGACAGUUGGCUCCUCAAUUUAUUUACUAAUUAAAAAAAUGCCUUAG
Molecule: messenger RNA, 501 nt
Organism: Mitosporidium daphniae
Lineage: Eukaryota; Fungi; Microsporidia
Exons: 1
Coding region: 1-501 (166 amino acids)
Biological process (GO): DNA-templated transcription
Cellular component (GO): RNA polymerase III complex; RNA polymerase I complex; RNA polymerase II, core complex
Molecular function (GO): DNA-directed RNA polymerase activity
Source: RefSeq, a predicted model, not a curated record